AGAAGAAAAGUUUUGGAAGUCCGGCCCAUGAUUUGUCUGGAUUGAAAUGUAAGCCUGUCUCCCCUGCUAUCAGGAAACACAUCGCGGAUUUGUCCUUCUCACUACUAUCGUUAGUUCGGUUAACACAGUACCCGUGGCCGGAGGAGAGCGAGGAUUUGUUCUCCCCUAGACAGGUUUCCGGACACCAGCGAAACUGGACUCGGAACUGGACGGAAGGCGUAACUCCGAGAUCCCAAUAAUAAUUUGUGGACUAAACGCAAUGGAGCCAGCCUUUGGAGAGGUGAACCAGCUCGGCGGGGUUUUUGUCAACGGCAGACCGCUUCCCAACGCAAUCCGGCUGCGGAUUGUAGAGCUCGCCCAGCUGGGCAUCAGGCCUUGCGACAUCAGCAGACAACUCCGGGUCUCCCACGGCUGCGUCAGCAAGAUACUGGCCCGGUACAACGAGACCGGCUCUAUACUCCCGGGAGCGAUCGGGGGCAGCAAACCACGGGUCACCACGCCUACAGUGGUCAAGCACAUACGGACAUACAAGCAGAGGGACCCGGGUAUCUUCGCCUGGGAGAUCCGGGACAGGCUACUGGCUGACGGAGUUUGUGACAAGUUCAAUCUACCAUCUGUGAGCUCCAUCAGUAGGAUCCUCCGCAACAAGAUUGGGAAUCUGUCCCAGCAGAGCCAGUAUGAGUCCAGCAAGCAGUCGUCUCACCCACCACCACAACCAACGCUACCAUACAACCACAUAUACUCGUAUCCGACCCCCAUCGGAGCCUCUGGGACCAAAGUACCAACUCCCCCGGGCAUGCACUCCCUACCUGGACACAUGGCUAUGCACAGGAUAUGGCCCUCCUCCCACUCGGUAACAGAUAUUCUGGGGAUUCGGUCGAUAACAGAGCAACAAAUUAGUGACAAUUCGUCCUUUCCCAGUGGCAAACUAGAAGAAUGGAGCGUUAUAAACAGGACACAUUUUCCGCCGUCAGCAAGCUCUCCACUAGUCAAUGGCGUGCAGGAUGAUAAACCACCGCAUUCUAUAGAACCUGAAGCAAAAUACAAACAGACGCAGAGUGGCUUGCCCACAGUGAACAGUUAUGUCACAGCGCCCAGCAUCCCAGCCUACCACCCUCCCACCCCAGUGUCGCCCUACAUGGGGUACAGCGCCACCACGUCGGCCUAUGUGACCGGUCCCACAUGGCAGCCGCACAGUGGCAGUGCUCUCUAUCACCACAGCUGUGACAACAUCACCGCUCCACUGGCCUUCAAGGGUAUGACAGCCCACCACCGUGACGCCAUUCACCCCCAUGCCCACCCCAUCACGGCCUCAGCACUGUAGAACACAGACAGACGGGCCGGUCGGACGGAUGGACGGACGGAGAGACAGAGGGAAGAAGAGGGGGAGCAGGACAGACGGACGGGCGGAUGGAGAUAAAAGAGGAGGGAGGGAGGAAGGAAGGAGAUAAGGAGCAGGACAGAAGGAGAAAUGGAGAGACAAGUCCUCCUUUACCAUGGGUCUGGAGCCAGCUCAUUACACUCAACUCUUCCGUAUUUAUAUGGUGACCUCACCUAGGCCCCAUAGCCAUCACAACAUUCUCUUCCAUACCAAAGACAUGGUGACCUCACCUAGGCCCCAUACCCAUCACAACAUUCUCUUCCAUACCAAAGACAUGGUGACCUCACCUAGGCCCCAUACCCAUCACAACAUUCUCUUCCAUACCAAAGACAUGGUGACGUCACCUAGGCCCCAUACCCAUCACAACAUUCUCUUCCAUACCAAAGACAUGGUGACCUCACCUAGGCCCCAUACCCAUCACAACAUUCUCUUCCAUACCAAAGACAUGGUGACCUCACCUAGGCCCCAUACCCAUCACAACAUUCUCUUCCAUACCAAAGACAUGGUGACGCUCACCUAGGCCCCAUACCCAUCACAACAUUCUCUUCCAUACCAAAGACAUGGUGACCUCACCUAGGCCCCAUACCCAUCACAACAUUCUCUUCCAUACCAAAGACAUGGUGACCUCACCUAGGCCCCAUACCCAUCACAACAUUCUCUUCCAUACCAAAGACAUGGUGACGUCACCUAGGCCCCAUACCCAUCACAACAUUCUCUUCCAUACCAAAGACAUGGUGACCUCACCUAGGCCCCAUACCCAUCACAACAUUCUCUUCCAUACCAAAGACAUGGUGACCUCACCUAGGCCCCAUACCCAUCACAACAUUCUCUUCCAUACCAAAGACAUGGUGACCUCACCUAGGCCCCAUACCCAUCACAACAUUCUCUUCCAUACCAAAGACAUGGUGACCUCACCUAGGCCCCAUACCCAUCACAACAUUCUCUUCCAUACCAAAGACAUGGUGACGUCACCUAGGCCCCAUACCCAUCACAACAUUCUCUUCCAUACCAAAGACAUGGUGACCUCACCUAGGCCCCAUACCCAUCACAACAUUCUCUUCCAUACCAAAGACAUGGUGACCUCACCUAGGCCCCAUACCCAUCACAACAUUCUCUUCCAUACCAAAGACAUGGUGUGGAGAACUCAAGUUAAACGCACAGUUAAAAACAGGACAUGGAAGGGAAACCUUGCCACACUAUCUACAGACAUGACACUGGUCUGUGGCCCUGCAGAAAGCUGGCAGGACAGGUGUAUUGAAGGACUGACUGGCUGUUUCUCAUAUUACCAUGGCGGAAAUUGUGCCAUUCUCAUCAAGAACUUGCCUCUUAAACCCAUUUCUGCACACUUCUCUGCAAAUGUUAUUAGGGACAGGAGCUAAAAUACUGUAUGACAAUCACAACCAUGAGGAAAACAACGUUUGCAUUUAAGUGUUUCAGGGGUGAUAUCAAUUGGUAUUGUUUGGGUUGUUUGUAUUUUUCUUUUUUGUUUAUUAUUUUGAUAAAAUGUACGAUCUUAAUAUUGAACAUUGUUUUUUCACUUCUCGACUUAAAUGUAUGCCAAAGCUUCGGAGAAGUUAUCUUCAUGUUUAUUUAUUAGACUGACUAAAAGGUACUAGGGUUGAACGAAGUACAAUCACUACAUCAGAAGGCCACGGUGGAAACAGUAUAGGCCUAUCUGGAUGUUCCCAACACACUUUGACAGCAUUAGUCUUCUGCCUAAUGUUUGAAACUACAUUAUGAUAAAAACAGUACAGCUGCACAGGUCCAAUCUAUCCACAAUGAAAUUGAAUGUAUCUUAAUUAAAGGAAAUUGUUUGGAUUUUA
Molecule: messenger RNA, 3204 nt
Organism: Salmo salar (Atlantic salmon)
Lineage: Eukaryota; Metazoa; Chordata; Actinopteri; Salmoniformes; Salmonidae
Gene: pax9
Product: paired box 9
Biological process (GO): anatomical structure development; regulation of transcription by RNA polymerase II
Molecular function (GO): RNA polymerase II cis-regulatory region sequence-specific DNA binding; DNA-binding transcription factor activity, RNA polymerase II-specific
Source: RefSeq, a predicted model, not a curated record